AUGGAGAUGGGGCGGGGAAAGAGGACUUCGGAGAAGAUAGCGGCCGAUUUCGUGAUGGGCGGCGCCGCCGCGGCGGUGGCGAAGACCGGGGCGGCGCCGAUUGAGCGGGUGAAGCUGCUGCUGCAGAACCAGGGGGAGAUGCUGAAGAGAGGGCAUCUGAACAGGCCGUACCAAGGGAUCAGGGAUUGCUUCGGGAGGGUCCUGAAAGAAGAAGGGGUGUUGUCUCUGUGGAGGGGGAACCAGGCCAAUGUCAUCCGGUACUUCCCAACCCAGGUGAUCUAAUAGUAUGAUUUUAUUUCUCUCUUUGCUUCCUGUAGGAUUUAUUACCAGGGAUCAUGAAUUCGUUCCAACCAUUUUUGAAAAAAAUUGAAAGGAUGAUAUCCUGCUAUCUGAAAAGGCGAAUAAAACAAUUGAUGCGGUACAUGACAAAAAGAUUACCUUGGUUGGAGUUUCUUCUGCUUUUUGUAUUACCUUAUGAAGGUCAAUUUGAAAAUAAUGAGAUUCCCUGGAAGAAUCAAUCUCAAUUUGACCUGAAAAUUCUCUAUGUUCUUAGGGGAUAAGGAAGGAAAACUAAAAUAAGGUUUAUGUUUGUCUUGGUAGAUGAUUGAAUGCGGCACCAAUAGGAGUGAACUUGUCUAUGUCAGUCUGCAUAAUUUUUUACGCAUAGAUAGCUUACUGAAUGCUAUUCUUUUGGGGCUUAUGACUGUAAAACCCAACCUCCGGAGACUAAUUCAUCAUCUGUUGAGUCUCAUUUUAUUACCGAUUAGCUAAUCGAAACAGUCUUCGAGGGUCGGCAGUAUCUCAUCAGCUCGCCCUCGAUGAUUCAUUCAGUGAUAGUUUUUCAUAUAUCAAAUUUAUAUAAGUAUGCCAGCGCGAGUUCAUGGUGAGUUUCGCAGGCCAAGAAAGGAAAAGAGUCAACUUGAAGCUGAAUCCGAAAUCUUAUUUGCAGCAGUCAACAGAUUUCCAAGUAGUUGUCUGGAGUUUCAGGCUCUGGGUCGAACUGAAAGGGCAUAAUUUUGCGUCUUUCCUGGCUAGCAGAUUAGUGACUAAACUACAGUUUCUACAUGAUGCAUUCUUCUCAUAUAAUUUAUCCGAUAGCAAAGUCUAUGCCACGCAUUUACCCAUUCAUUGCGCACUUGUUAUACUAUUUGAGGAUAUUACUUGCAUUGCAAUGCUGAAGUUCCUGACAGAUUUGUUCUGACCCUCGUUGACUUGUGAGCAGGCAUUCAACUUUGCGUUCAAGAACUACUUUCGUGGCCUAUUUGGCCAAUCAAAGGAAAAGGAUGGAUAUGCCCGAUGGUUAGCAGGCAACAUAGCUUCUGGUAGCGCUGCAGGGGCAACAACCUCGCUGCUUUUGUAUCACUUGGAGUAUGCUCGAACACGGCUGGGCACGGACGCGGUGGAUUGUCGGAUCAAGAGUCAACGGCAAUUCAAAGGCCUUCUAGAUGUUUACAAGAAGACCCUGGCCAGUGAUGGAAUUGCUGGCUUAUACCGGGGUUUUGGGGUUUCAAUGACGGGCAUCACCUUAUAUCGGGGUCUAUAUUUUGGCAUCUAUGACACACUGAAGCCUAUCAUUCUUACUGGUCCAUUAGAGGUGAGUAUGGAGUUUUAAAAAUAAUAAUUACAUUCUUAUGUUCAUCUGAAGUAAUUAUUGUCUUCUUUUGUUUUUCGUUGCUCUACUUCUCAUGCAAAUGAUCUCAUAAGGUUGUUCUUUCUCCCUCAUUUAUCCACCUAUCUUGUAAUGUGGCGUUGGACAGGUAUUAAUUUAUGAACAUUAUAUAGAAAAUGGAAUCCUGCAGGUCCAUUCCGCAAUGUGCUGCCGAAUUCAAUUGAGAAAUGCAUUUUUUUUUAAAAAAAAGAAGGAUCCAGAGUCACCAUUUGCCAGUACAGACCACCUUUUUGUUCCAAAUCGCUACCUGCCUCCCUGUUAACUUGUUCUUGCUUCUGGAAAGCUGAAGAACAUGCCUUUGCAAGUUAGAUUCAGGUGUUAAGCAGUGUGUCUAACAGUGGCCUCAUUUUUUCUUCCAGGGAAACUUUUUAUUCAGCUUCAUGCUCGGAUGGAGUGUGACGACCUUCUCAGGGAUGUGUGCCUACCCAUUCGACACAGUGCGCCGGAGGAUGAUGCUGACUUCAGGCCAGUGUGUGAAGUACCAGAAUGGUCUCCAGGCCUUCAAGCACAUUGUACGCCACGAGGGUCUCCUCGCACUGUUCAGGGGACUGACAGCCAACAUGCUUUCGGGAAUGGCAGGGGCAGGGGUCCUUGCAGGCUAUGAUCAGCUGCAACGAAUUGCCUCUACUCAUGGCUAUGGCUUUGGACACCAAUUGAGAGGAAGUUUGAAGUGA
This is a messenger RNA of Spirodela intermedia, 2343 nucleotides long. Lineage: Eukaryota; Viridiplantae; Streptophyta; Magnoliopsida; Alismatales; Araceae. The record is from the annotation of a GenBank genome assembly.